Messenger RNA from Gloeophyllum trabeum ATCC 11539, 1017 nucleotides. RefSeq names its product quinone oxidoreductase. The transcript is spliced from 7 exons. Gene Ontology annotation, molecular function: oxidoreductase activity. The coding region runs from base 1 to 1017 and encodes 338 amino acids. Lineage: Eukaryota; Fungi; Basidiomycota; Agaricomycetes; Gloeophyllales; Gloeophyllaceae. The record is from RefSeq and is a predicted model, not a curated record.
AUGCGCGCCGUCCUGAUCAAAGACGCCAAAGGCCCCCUCGAGAACCUCUACAUCGGGCCCACGCCGACCCCCGCCCCCGGCCGCGCGCAGGUCCUCGUCAGAGUCCGCGCGUUCGGCCUGAACAGGAUGGACAUCCACCAGCGCGAGGGCAAGUACCCCGUCCCGCCCGGCGCGUCCGCCAUCCUCGGCGUCGAGUUCUCCGGCACCGUCGCGGGCGUGGGCGAGGGCGUGCAUGAGUGGAAGGAGGGCGACGAGGUCUUCGGGCUCGCGGGCGGGGGCGCGUACGCAGAGUACAUCGCCGUGCCCGCGCAGCUCCUCCUGCGCAAGCCGCCGCUCCUCAGCUGGGCCGACGCAGCCAGCGUCCCCGAGAACUUCCUCACCGCGUACCAAGCGCUCGUCACGAUCGCGGAGCUCAAGCCCGGCGAGAGCGUGCUCGUGCACGCCGGCGCGUCCGGCGUCGGGCUCGCCGCGAUCCAGAUCGCCCGCGCGUACGGCGCGAAAAACAUCAUCGCCACCGCCUCCACCCCCGAAAAACUCCAGUACGUCCUCUCCCUCCCCGCCGGCGCCACCCACGCCGUCAACUACAAGACCCAGUCCUUCGCCGACGAGGUCAAGAACAUCACAGCCGGCAACGGCGUCGACGUCGUGAUCGACUUUGUGGGGCGCACGCAUUGGGCCGGGAACGUGGACAGUCUCGGCGUGGACGGGCGCAUGGUGAUGUUGGCGGUGCUGAGCGGCGCGGAGGUGGACAAGGUGGACCUCGUCCCCAUCCUGUACAAGCGCCUCCGCAUCCAGGGCUCGACGCUCCGCGCGCGCUCGCUCGAGUACCAGGUUGAUUUGGUGCAGAGGUUCAAACGCGACCUGCUCGACAAGAUAUCCGGCGCAGAGGGCGCCGGCGCGGUGCGCACCUACAUCCACAAGGUCUACCCCUGGACGCGCAUCCAGGACGCGCACCGCUGCAUGGAGAGCAACGCGAACAGUGGGAAGAUUGUAUGCGAGAUCACCGAUUCGGAGUAG